Mercenaria mercenaria is the source of this 2040-nucleotide messenger RNA. RefSeq lists its product as uncharacterized. Lineage: Eukaryota; Metazoa; Mollusca; Bivalvia; Venerida; Veneridae. The transcript is spliced from 2 exons. Bases 124 to 1512 code for a protein of 462 amino acids. The record is from RefSeq and is a predicted model, not a curated record.
AAGAUACGGCCAGGUUCCAGCAAGCAUCUACCAGUUGCACCAACAGAAAGAUGUGACAGACAUAUCCACAACUAUAUAGACAUGUAAUGCCAAAACCAUAACGAUGUUGGUUGUGGCACAUGUAUGGCUAUAGAUCACAGGUUAUGCGAAGAUAUCUUCUACAUACCAGAAUUUCUCAAGCACUACACCUGCACCACCACUACCAGGGAAAUUCAACAAAAAGUAGACUCAGUUGCCAAGACCUUGAAAGAGCAACAAGAAAAGUUCAAACGAGAAAGAGAACUGCUCUUGGAAAGCAAAACUGCAACGUUGGAAAACAUCAAGAAGUUCAGAAAAGAAAUCAAUGACAGACUUGAUGAACUAGAGAAACACACUAUAUCUGACACUGAAGAUAAAUACAAAGCCUUCAUAAAUGAAAUGGAGGAGAGUAUCAGAAUAUUGGAGACAAGCGAAGCCAGCAUAAUAUCCGCUCGAGACAAGCUAACACUGGCAAGUGACAAUAAAUUGCAAAACUUUGUAAAUGUCAAAAAAGUAGAAAACAUUGCUGGUAAUGUUGCUAAGUCAGUAGAACCAAGCCAAUUACAAAACAUUGAUUUCACUGCCGAUCAUAGACUAACUUCUUUGUUGGCAGAAAUAAAUGUUUUCGGCAAUAUUGGACAGAGGAUAGACAUGAAAUCCGAAAACGUUGGUACGGUGAAUAUCUAUAGUGACGAGUCUUUACUUCAAAUAAAAGGCAGCACAAAAUAUAGUGUUAAAGUUAAGUCAGAUAAAUACAGAUGUGAUAUUAUCAGCGCCUGCGCUCUUGAGGAUGGAACAAUAAUGCUGGCUGAUAAAGGCAACAACAAGCUGAAACGUUUAGACAGUUCCACAUGUACUGUCUUAGGCUACUGUGAUCUGCCUGGGAGACCACGGCAAGUUUGUAUUAUCUAUAAACAGCAAGCUGCUGUAUGUUUGCAAGGCAAGCAAGAAGUUCAAUUCAUUUCACUAACAAACAGAAUGGCAUUAACAAACAAAAUAAAAACUGACUUUAAUUGUAAUGGUCUAGCAUAUGCUGGUGGCAAUCUGUACAUUUCAGACUUUUAUACGUCAGUUUAUAUAUACAGUGUAUCAGGAAGAAACCUGAUGCAGAUUAGUAAAGAUCAAUCAGGGCAGAAACUGUUCUCUGACAUCCGUAGUCUAGCUGUCAGUGAGGCUGGUUCCAAGAUAUAUGUUGCUGAUUAUAACAAUGGAUUGAUUAUACUGGAUAAUAACGGGACAGUUGUUGGAAGUUUUAAUGACUCACAGUUAACAGGUGCCUAUAGUUGUUAUCUUACAGGUAGAGGUAGUAUUCUUGUGUGUGGGGCAGACUCCAGCAAUGUGCUACAGUUUGGACUGAAUGGUAAUCUGAUAGGUGAGGUUGUGAAAUUUAUUGAUAAAUCUGCCAAUCCGCAGGCAAUAUGUUGCAAUCAGCAAAUGUCAAAGAUGAUUAUAGGCAGGCACGGAAAUGAAAUUCAAGUAUAUGAUUUGAUAUAAAGUAUAAUAUAGUAACUAUGUAUAGAUCUUAAUACUGAACUGAAUGACUUUACGAGUGAUGAUUACAGGUUUGGAUGUUACCAUUAUUCUACUAAAAAUGAAUGGGCAAAUUUUACUAAUAUUCCAAUUAUGAGUGUCAUUAUUAUGUAUGGUUGACAUGAUGCUGCAGAAUUAAUGUCUGGAUUAAACUGACACUAACUUUCUGUACCAAUUAAGAGUGCCAAUGUUGUAUCUCUGUGGAUACUAUCUCUCUACUACCCAAAUAAAGACUUGAUCAAUAGUGCAGUUACAAAAAUAUGUUUACGUUACUAGGCACAAUUUAUAAAUAUAUUCAGUUUGUAUAUUAUAUAUUUGUUUCAUAUCAUGAGACUGUAAAUAUUUGUAUAUAUAAACAUGCAUUUAUCAAUUGACAAUACAAUAAGAAAGAUCAACAUUUACCAAAUUUGAAUAUUAAAAAGCCUAUUGAACAGUACUUACAUUGUGUAUGCAGUAUGUACAUUAUUAUUAAGAUAAAUGUUACAAAAGUUA